Messenger RNA from Penicillium macrosclerotiorum, 921 nucleotides. RefSeq lists its product as uncharacterized. Lineage: Eukaryota; Fungi; Ascomycota; Eurotiomycetes; Eurotiales; Aspergillaceae. The transcript is spliced from 2 exons. The coding region runs from base 1 to 921 and encodes 306 amino acids. The record is from RefSeq and is a predicted model, not a curated record.
AUGAUGACUCCGUUCUCAAACAACAGAGUCCAAGAAAGCGCAGAAAGGCUUAAAGCCAAGGUGAACAAAACUCUGGAAGAAACUACAUUACUUCUUCAUGAACGCACUUUGCUUCUGCAAGAAAGUCUUGAGAAGGCAUAUAACGAUAUAAACGCCAUAAAGGAAAUCAAUCUUGAUGUGGUAGAUCCCGUUGCACGAGUUGAGUAUUUGAAAAAACAUAACUGUGUCACCGACGGCCAUCAAGACGACGAUGAAUACGAGGAUUCAGAGCCUCUGGAGGUUGGAGACCUAAAAAGACUACGGAAAGAUACUGGGUUCCAACAGUGGCUCAGCUCUAGCCACAGCAAUGCUAUCCUGGUCAGGAGCUUCAAUGAUUCAGAUUCGAUAUCACCAGAUCCCUGGUUAUCACAAGCAAUUGCUGAGCUCGCAAUAAAACUUCAAGGUGAAGAAUUGCCGGCCAUCUUUCAUGUUGUCAGCAAUAAAGAUGAUUUGAUCACCAUAUAUGGAGUCAUAAUCUGCGAAAUCCUGAGUUGGGACAUGAAGUUUUACCAAGAGCAUAGACAAAGUGUGGAAGACACUCGUCAAGAAUUCAAAAAUAUACAGUCUUCAAAAGAUAUCCAACUUCUCACACAAUCACUACUGGCCUUUUGGGCGAAGUCUCACCCGCACAAACCGGUUUAUAUCUUAUUAGACAGGCUUGACAAGUUCUUACCCACCCGGAGUUCCAUAUUCAAGCAAGUGAUAAUUGGACUUAUCGAUGUAUUGAGGACUGCUCCAAACGGAAUCAAGCUCUGCUUUGCUAUGGAUGAUGCUUAUUGGGACGAUAUAAAAGAUUAUAUUGAUGCCGAAAUGAGCUUUCCAGGGCAUAGAAUUUUCAAGCAUACAAAGAGACUAUAUCAACAAACCUCCGCUCUUGGUUAA